CCUGCCGGCCAGAUUAAGACUCGGCCCUCACACAACCUUCUCCCGCCCUGGCCUCCUCUACUCCACACGCCCCAUUCAUCCUGACAUUGUACAACUGCUCCUCCAGCCAUGCCUAGCAAAAAGAAGAAAGGCGCAAGACCACCUCUUGGGGGUCACACAGACUCGCUCAGAGCAGAUAUCGCAGCCAGUCAAGGCGGGGCAGAUGGAUACGACGACGAUGGAGAGGACAUUGCUGCUCAAUUGCUAGCCUCUCUCGACGCCAGAGACAGCGCCGAGGCAAAGGUGGAAGAAACAUCGUCCUCCCACCACUCCCUCUUCUCAAACUCUCCCCUCGGCCGUAAGAGUUCUCUACGCAAGGACAAGAGUCACAGUGAUAGCAUCACUUCCAGUGGAUCCCCAUCUUCUAGUGGGGGUGCCUCAGGCUUGAUAGACAAGAUUCUUCAUCCUCACUCUUCCCGUUCACCCCCUAACAGUCCUCCCAACAACAGCCCACCCAUCUCUACUACCUCUUCAAAAGACGGUGGCCCUGCCAGCCCACCCUCACGGUCAGGGCAAGGCCACGGCCAUGGACAUGGUAUCAUGAGUAGCCUGUUUGGCUCUCAUGGAGACAAGAAAGGUGCAGAUGCAGCGGAAGAUGACGAUGAGAGUCAAUCGGGGACGCCUGCGAGCCAUGAUGAUGGCCAGCGCAAGGUGGGGAGGCAAAAGGCACGAAAGGUGAGUGGUCGUUCUGAAUUGAGCGCAUUUAGAUGCUGCCUUUGUGGUUGCUCCCGCCAAGAGCUGUCCAUUCGAUUUGCUUUGGGCUAGGGGCACAAGAGUUCCGGACUUUGCGGCCCGUCGUGGCUCCAGGUACAUCAAUAUCUGACCGUGCUACCCCCUCCACCCUCCUUCCCUUCUCAUUCUACC
Microstroma glucosiphilum is the source of this 903-nucleotide messenger RNA. RefSeq lists its product as hypothetical. Bases 109 to 804 code for a protein of 231 amino acids. The transcript is spliced from 2 exons. The record is from RefSeq and is a predicted model, not a curated record. Lineage: Eukaryota; Fungi; Basidiomycota; Exobasidiomycetes; Microstromatales; Microstromataceae.